UCUUACAGUGAAGACAAAACUAAAAAAAUUAAGAGAAAACUAAAAUUUUUAAAAGAAAUUGAAGAAAAUUCUAAAAGAAAUUAGAGAAGAACUUAUGGAAUAAAUAACUUAACAGUUUAUAAACAAAAGCUAAUAAAGUGUUUUGAAAGAAAAAAUAUAUUAAUUUUAGCCAAAGUGUUAAUUGAAUAAAACUUUGAAAAAAAAAAACUAUUGUUUAUUAGGAAUUUUUUGAAAACGAUUUUUAAGAAAAAUCUUUAAUAUUGUUGUUGAAUUUUUUUUAUACAAAAUGUGGCAUUUUACAGUGUUAAUUUGUUAUUGUUUAAUAGUGGUGAUUAGUGCUGUGCCCUCAAAACGUUCUACUUUACUACUCGAUAACUCUGAUACUCAUACCGAAUUGGUGGAUCGUAAUAACCGCGAACAUGUCUUGCAAAUCUUUAAUUUGACCGAAGCUCAAAUGAGCCGCAUUUCGGCCGGCAUUAAUGCCAAUAACAAAGAGUCUGAGGCUGACGGAAGGACCAUGCAAUAUUUUAAUAAUAUACGAGAAUUUCGCAUAAACGACAUUAGAAAUCGCAUUAGUAAUGCCAUACAAAAUGUCAAUUCCGAGGAGAAUCAAGAACAACAUCCUCUACAUGAAAUGGCUGCCUAUCCGAUUUGUAAUUCAGAAGCUACCGAUUCGUCUUGGCUGCAAGACAACAAUAUCACCAUACAAUUCUCACAAACUCUAUUCGAGCAGAGAAAAGAUUUGAAUUUGGAUUCGGCCAUAUUGAGAUUGUAUAAACUAAAUCCUAAUAAUACCAAUGAUCAUAAGAAUAACAAUAACAGUCAAAAUAAAGAGCCCAAAAAUACCGAUGACGAAACGGAAGGUGAAGAGACAACCAAGCUAAAGAGAUGUGCUGAACCAACUAUGGAUGCUCAAAUACGUGUUACCGUUUCAAUUGUCCAGCAAAUGCGUCGUAACAAACGUGGUGUGUAUGAACGCAAGAAGCGCAUUUGCAACACUGUCAUGAUGAAUGUUUCACAAACUGGUUGGGUGGAAAUUGACAUCAAACGUGCCAUUUACAUUUGGGAAGAGACCGCCAAGCAAUUGCAACAAACUCAACAGAAUCGUUCUCCCGUUCUUGUGGGCUGGCUUAUGAUUGAAGUUCACGAUGAGGAAGAGCAGCCCUUGAAGCCGGGCUUGUUCUUUAAGCCACCAAAUUGCAACCAGGCAGAUAUUGCAAUCCCAUGGAUAUACAGACCGGACACGUCUAUGCCUUCAUUUGCAACGCACGAAGUGCCAAGGUACCCAAGAUUAGACGUCAAAAUGAUUGGAUACGCCUCAUUUGCGCCCAUCAAUCAGAAACACAAUAAGGACGAAGAAGGAAUGUAUGCUAAUCUUACGUCAAUCUUUAAUAUGACCCAUGAAUUACACGAUACCGAAUCGACCACAUAUUUAGCACCAACCGCCGACAAUCACUUGGAUCCCAACGAUAAUACGGCCUCAAUAAAUGAGGAAAAGGAAAUGCAGCAACAACUACACCGGGCACUUUCAACAUAA
Lucilia sericata (common green bottle fly) is the source of this 1537-nucleotide messenger RNA. Its product is annotated as protein anachronism. Lineage: Eukaryota; Metazoa; Arthropoda; Insecta; Diptera; Calliphoridae. The record is from RefSeq and is a predicted model, not a curated record.